AUGGCCUCAUAUGGUAGCAGCGGUCCAAAUCGAAGAAGUCAGAGCUCUAAUACAUUCAUUUCAGGUGCUUCUCAAUAUGAAAUUGCACCCACUUGUUCGUGUGGAGCCAAAGCAGUUGUUAGAACAGUUAAGAAGAAAGGAAGGAACCUUGGGAAGCUAUUUUGGGGAUGUAGAUACUUUGUGAGUGAACCUGAUAAUGUUGGGUGCAACUUUUUUGAGUGGUAUGAGAACCAUUACAAUGAUGAAACCAACCCAGGGAUUCAUGCUUCAGUAAUUUCCAAAUGUUCCAAAUGUGAAGAAAAAGAUGUAGAAAUAAAGAUGCUUAGAAGGGCCUCUGCAAAGGAUGACAAUGAGAUGCUGAAGAAUUGCAUAAAAAUGAUGAAGCUACAAGUCUAUGUCAUUAUGUUUUUAGUUAUGCUUGUUGUAGGGUUGAUGUUUACUUUGAUCAAGCAAUGGUGA
Vicia villosa (hairy vetch) is the source of this 459-nucleotide messenger RNA. RefSeq lists its product as uncharacterized. The record is from RefSeq and is a predicted model, not a curated record. Gene Ontology annotation, molecular function: zinc ion binding. The coding region runs from base 1 to 459 and encodes 152 amino acids. NCBI's taxonomy places the organism in Eukaryota, Viridiplantae, Streptophyta, Magnoliopsida, Fabales, Fabaceae. The transcript has 2 exons.